Messenger RNA from Protopterus annectens (West African lungfish), 1254 nucleotides. It is a transcript of the gene TRMT61A, whose product is annotated as tRNA methyltransferase 61A. The coding region runs from base 92 to 1018 and encodes 308 amino acids. Gene Ontology annotation, biological process: tRNA methylation. The transcript has 4 exons. The record is from RefSeq and is a predicted model, not a curated record. NCBI's taxonomy places the organism in Eukaryota, Metazoa, Chordata, Ceratodontiformes, Protopteridae. Gene Ontology annotation, cellular component: nucleus; tRNA (m1A) methyltransferase complex.
UCCUUUAAAUGCUUAUGAUGUAAAAUUUGUGCGACUAUUUUGGGGACUGUAGCACGUGAAGUAGGGAGUUUGAGCUUUCCAAAGUCACAAAAUGAGUUUCAUUGAGUACCAGAAUGACAUCAAAGAUGGUGAUACUGCUAUUGUGUUCCUAGGACAUGACUCCAUGUUUCCUAUAAAAGUUCAGCAUGGAAGCCAAACACAGACAAAAUAUGGAGUAAUUAGACAUUCCACAGACUUGAUAGGGAAGAAGUUUGGAUCAAAGGUGACCUGCAGCAAAGGAGGCUGGGUAUAUAUCCUACAUCCAACUCCAGAGCUCUGGACUGCAAACCUACCCCACAGAACCCAGAUUCUGUACUCCACUGAUAUUGCCAUGAUAACCAUGAUGCUGGAGCUAAGGCCGGGCUCUGUGGUUUGCGAAUCAGGUACAGGAAGUGCUUCAUUGUCACAUGCUAUCAUCAGAACAAUUGCUCCAACGGGGCAUCUGUACACUGUGGAGUUUCACCAGCAAAGAGCAUUGAAAGCAGUUGAAGAAUUUCGGGACCACAAGGUAGACCACCUAGUUACAGUGAAGAAUCAAGAUGUCUGCAAACAUGGCUUUGGAGUAACUGGUAUUGCGGAUGCUGUAUUUCUGGAUAUUCCAUCUCCAUGGGAGGCUAUAACACAUGCAAAAUCUGCUCUUAAAAUGGAAGGUGGUCGGAUUUGUUCAUUCUCUCCAUGCAUUGAACAAGCUCAGCGAACCUGCCAGGCCAUGGAGGAGAAUGGAUUCACAGAGAUUGAUACUUUAGAGAUUUUGCUACGUGUGUUUGACAUCAGAACUGUCAACAUGCAGAUCCCUGACCUUGGGAAGGGGGAAGAGGAUACAUCUGCUGCGGAGUGUGAUGAAAACAGAAAGCCACAGGAGUGUGCUAAGAAGCAGUUUGAACUGCAGGGGACAGUGGCUUUUAAAACUGCAGUCUCUCUCAAAUCGAUGUCAGGACAUACGGGAUAUCUAACAUUUGCAACCAAAAGCUUAUUUUAGAGUGCAUUCCUUUGUACUUUAUGUAGUAAUGCUCUCGUUAGAAUUUCUUUUCAAAACAGUUCCUUAAAUAGUCACAUUUAGCUUGAGAAUGCAGUGUUUAAAUAACAUGCCAAGAGUGAGAAGAGCACUGCAUGCACAUCUGUCUGUCGCAAACUGUGUCUUAAUACUGAGAUUAAUUUUGAUGAAAAGACAGCCUACUGAAUUUUUCAACAAAUAAAACUGCUGGCUUGAGGUGA